GAGGAAGCCCGUCCAGGCCUCGCCUCUCCUCCCGGCGCCCGCCCCCGAAACAGAUGGUGCGUCCGGUUCGGUGGAUGAUGUCAAAAAGCUUUUCAGCUGCUGGCCGCUGAGCGAGCUGAGUAACCAGAUACGUGUUCACCUUCGGGGAAUGAGUUCAAAAAAAGACGUACUGCAAAGCGGAGAAGACCGCAUUAGCCAAAAGACCAGGUGACAAACAGCGAGAGAAGGCGCGGAGCCCAGAGUUUAUAAAGACACAAGUGGAGAUUGCAGCAUGGCUGGUGAGACCCCCUGAAUCUGCCUUUCUUGCGCCAUGGCCUCAGACCCCAUGGUCCCAUAUGAUGGGGGCCAGGGCAUGGCUGAAGUGAACACCUGCAACCUAGAGAUCCAGCGGGACUAUAAAGUUGUUCCUGCUCUUAUAUAUUCCAUAUGCUGCCUGUUUGGGAUAGUCUACUGCUUUUUUGGUUACCGCUGUUUCAAGGCUGUCAUGUUCCUCUCUGGCCUGAUGUUUGGCUCAGUUAUCAUCUAUCUGCUGUGCCACAAGGAGCGGGUCCUGGACACACAGCUAAGUGUGGAAGUUAGCGCGAGUAUAGCCCUGGGCAUCGGCUUGCUGUGUGGCCUGGUCACUAUGCUCGUGCGAAGUGUGGGCCUCUUCAUGACUGGCCUGCUCCUGGGACUGCUGUUGUGCAUGGCUGCGCUUGUGAUCAUGGAACAGUUCUACACUCCAAGCACCGUCUGGGUGCCCAUGGGCAUGCUGAUUGGAGGGGGUAUGUUAUUUGCUGUAAUUACCCUGCAAUGGCAGAAGCUUUUCACCAUUCUUUCCACUGCCAUUUUUGGUGCCGCCACCAUCACAGUCUGUGUGGACUACUUUAUUGAAAUGCAGCUUCUUGUUGAUUUCCUCUAUGACCGGAUCCGACUGUCACCCUCAGACCCACUCUGCUGGUACAGCUGGGUCAUCAUUUCUUUGUGGCCAGUGCUGGCCUUCUUAGGAGUCAUUGUGCAAUGGAAGCUGACUGCAGAAGGAUUCUCUCAUACAGAAGUUAUUCUCAGCCGGCGUCAGAAGAGGAUCCAGCUGAUGAGAAUUCGUCAGAAAGAUGCUAAGAAACAGCAGCAGAUGGUAGCUCAAGAAGGCUCCUACCGUCGCAAGCCAUACCCAGUGAAGCGUUAUGCUGGGGAUGUGCUGGCACCGAGCUACCUGCAGAGUCUGCGGGAUCGGCAGAUGGGCACUGGGACAUCCCUGAGUAGCCUGAGCACUACUAACCACACACUGGUGGACCUGGACUAUGAGUGUGGCUCCACUGUGCCUCUUACUGCUGCCACACCUGUGGGGCCAACUGUCUGAAGGAAUGUUUACAAACCUCCAUUAUCGCUGACCAUCAGCAGCAGACAGACAUUACUGUGGAUCUGAAAGUCCGGCAAUCCUGGGGAGGCCUUUGUGUAUUACAAUUACACAGCCUUGGACUUCAUUUGUUCCAUUUUUGACCAUUUUAAACAAAAUCACUUCAUGCUGGGAGUAGGAGAUUCUCUUCUUGUACAGGCGCUGAAAGACCAGUGCACUCCUUGGAAUGCUGGAUUGCAUGAGAAACCGCCGCAUUCAGUCUGAUGGUUUUGUACAUCUGGUGACAGCAUUGAAGGAAUGUAUAUUUUGGGACCCCCCCCCCCACCACCUUUUUUUUGCAAAAUUAGAGGAGUGGGCCAACUUGUUUGGUGACUAAAUUGGAUGUUUUUAAUUUAUUAUUUAAAACCAGUGGCCUUUGUAUCCAGUGCCUUACUGAGGUGUCAGGUUGGAUGGCUGAACUAGAAGGAACCUGGCAGCUUGUAUUUGCACUGCAUGAGGCCACCCUGCUACACCUGUGUGUCCACUUUGUGUCUGGUGAGCUUGGUGGCAUGCCUUGUCAGUGCCCAACCCUAGUCACAUUUGCAAGAAAAUAAAGUUUAUUGAGUGUUGGAAUUGCUCUGUGCACCAUAUUGCUUCUGGAUGCAGUGUGGGUUGAUGGUAGCAGCACAGUGUGAAUGUGGGCACUUUUAAAUUGGACAAUGGGAGUUUGUGUGAAGACUUGUGUAAAGUCACCCAUGCCAAGUGUAACGUUUUUGCUUUUCUGAUGCUGCGUGUAUGUCUAGGGCAGGGGUGGGCAAUGUCGGUCCUGGAGGGCCGCAGUGGCGGCAGGUUUUUGUUCCAACCCAGUUGCUUUAUGAGAAGCGAGUUAUUGCUGAUGAAGCACUUCUUGAUCAAGUGACAUUCUGAUGCUUCAUUUUAGUGGUCUUGUUUGUUAAGGUUCCCCACCCUUAUUUGCUUGUUUCAAUCUUAAACAGCUACAUUCGCUGUUUUAAUGGCUUCUUAUUAACAAUAAGAUGUAAAUGACAAAGCAGCCAGCAGUUCUCCAUCUAACUUGUUUCCAUUUGCAUCUCUGUGGGUUCAUCAUGCACCGUUUGAUUUAAUAAAACACUUAACAGGAAAAAGUGACAGAUGGAAAAUCAAACGUUUUAGGCUUCAAAUCAUUUGGGUGACAUCCUUGCAAAGAAAAAAAUCUAUGAUAUGAGAACCUUACAUUGCAGACUAGCAGGCCAUAAAAUAAAAUUAGUUCUGAGAUUAGCAAGGAUUGGUUUCUAAUUAAGCAAUUGGGUUGGAAUGAAAACCAGUAGCCACUGCGCCUCUCCAGGACCGACAUUGUCCACCCCUGGCCUAGGUCAUUAGUCUGUGACACAUACAGUUUUGAAGUGAACAUUUCUUUCUUUCGUGCAUUUUUUUUAUGUAUGGUAACUAAUGGACACAUUUUUGUGUGUGUGCUUCACACUUUGAGUUUGUGAACAUAUUCUGUGCUUGAAAUUGGGAAAUGUUUUGUACUAUUUAGUCUUUGUAGUUAGAGAGACAAUAUUGUGUUUGUGAGCGCUCUGUGUGUGUGGGAGCCGGGAACAUUUACAGGGUCAUUCCUGUCACAUAUGCAGAGAAGGGUGAAAUUCUUACUUGACUUCGUUCAUGGUCACAGUGGUAAAGUUUCGACCUUGAUCGAUCAUCUUCUCUUGUUGUAUUCUAGGAGUAAUAGAGCAGCAAGCAGUGAUCCGCUGUUUAUGAGCUGAAGGUGUACCAGGGGCUUGUCUGUUUGUCAGAGUCUUGGUAUGGACUUGCUCAAUGCUGUCGUCAGUAGUUGACAUGUAUGGGGUAUCUCACUUUUUCUUUUCUUCUCAGUCCUUUCCUAAACAGUCUCCCAUGGUACAGCAUCAUCUCCAUAUGGUGCAGAAAGUCUUGUAUGGAUUUUGGGCCCCAGUACACCUUCAGCUCAUAAAAAAAAAUGGAUCAGUGCUUGCUGCUUCUCUUGGUGCAAAUAGAGAUGUGCACAGGGAACACCGCAGAGCCAAACCAAACAAAAUUAUUACAAAAGUGCAAAGAAAAAAUGUUAAUCUCUUGUUUUCGUGCUGAAUGGCAAUACCAGUUUUUGAAAGAGUAAAUGUUUCUGGUGACCAACACUGGACAAUAGCAAACAAUAACAAACUGUUCAAUUAAAAAAAUUUUGCAUUACUUGUCUCCCAUAAUCAACAUGUUACAUCAUCCAUUUGUAUGCUCACAUUCCAAAUAUGUGUGUGUGUUUUUACUAAAAUAUUGUUAAAGGAACCACUUCUGGAAAACGCUGUCAUAAAUGAAAAAGGAACAUGCGCAGACGUGAGCAAGCCUUUGACCUGAAGACCCGCCUCAUUCAUUGGUCAGGAGUCCAGCCAGCAACGGCUUAUUCAUUGGCUAACAUUGCACUUCAUGCGAUAUCAACCAGAAAAGCAUGUAAAAGAUUAAAAAUGAAAGAAAACUGAAUGGAAACAUCAGGAAGGGAAAGUGCCUUGAACUUAUAUAUAUAACUGAGAGGUUUUAACAACCAGAAGAUCAAGUAAACCAAGAAGUUUCACGGCCUGACACUAAAUAAUUACAAGGUACCUCUGUGGUGGAUAAAUGAUGGGUGGCGGGUCUACAAUUCAAAUGCUGUUUGCAUCUGAGUUUGUUCCACUUUUGUUAACAAAAGCGUUUGAGAAGUGGUCUAUUUAACAAUGUUUUAGCACAAA
Erpetoichthys calabaricus (reedfish) is the source of this 4044-nucleotide messenger RNA. Its product is annotated as transmembrane protein 198-like. The record is from RefSeq and is a predicted model, not a curated record. Bases 311 to 1339 code for a protein of 342 amino acids. The transcript has 5 exons. Lineage: Eukaryota; Metazoa; Chordata; Cladistia; Polypteriformes; Polypteridae. Gene Ontology annotation, cellular component: plasma membrane.